UGCCCGUGAAAUGGCGCUGUCGUCGAUCCUUUUCUCUUGGAUACAUUUUGUUGAACAUGGGUAUCGACAUAAAUCACAAAUACGACCGAAAGGUUAGACGUACGGAACCCAAAAGUCAAGAUGUAUAUUUACGUCUUUUGGUCAAGUUGUACCGCUAUUUGGCUCGCCGUACAGGGGCCAAGUUCAACAAAAUCGUCCUAAAAAGGUUAUUCAUGAGCAAGAUUAACAGGCCUCCGAUUUCGUUGUCUAAAGUUGUGAGGCUUAUGAAGAAACCCGGCCGGGACGGACUUACUGCCGUCAUUGUAGGCACGGUUACGGACGACACUAGAAUCUACGAGGUGCCGAAAUUAUCGAUUUGCGCCUUAAGAGUGACCGAAAAGGCUCGGGCAAGGAUUCUGAAAGCUGGUGGGGAAGUAAUAACUUUCGAUCAGUUGGCUCUCAGGGCCCCUACUGGUUCGAAAACUGUUCUUCUGCAAGGCAGGAGAAACGCCAGAGAGGCGGUCAAGCACUUCGGUCCCGCUCCCGGUGUGCCGCACAGCCACACCAAGCCUUUGGUUAGAUCGAAGGGCCGUAAAUUCGAGCGUGCUCGCGGUCGCAGGCGCUCUUGCGGUUACAAGAAGUAGACCGUUUUUAUAUUUUUUAAUUAUAUGACAUAAUGGUUCAUAAUUAAAUCAAUAAAACCUUGAACACGCC
This is a messenger RNA of Cylas formicarius (sweet potato weevil), 693 nucleotides long. It is a transcript of the gene RpL18, whose product is annotated as large ribosomal subunit protein eL18. Gene Ontology annotation, biological process: translation. Gene Ontology annotation, cellular component: cytosolic large ribosomal subunit; ribosome. Lineage: Eukaryota; Metazoa; Arthropoda; Insecta; Coleoptera; Brentidae. The record is from RefSeq and is a predicted model, not a curated record. Bases 57 to 623 code for a protein of 188 amino acids. The transcript has 4 exons. Gene Ontology annotation, molecular function: structural constituent of ribosome; RNA binding.